AUGUGGCCAAAGCAGGUUGACUUGUGCCAAGGCACAGAAUGCAAGAAAUUCUUUCAAAGGAAAUCCUCAACUACGCAUUACUCCCACGAAUACCUGAAUUCUACAACAUGGACUCCAUCAUCACCAGCAGUGACCCCGACAGCGAUUCCUCAUGAAGAGCGUCCCAAGACGAAGCUUGCAGCGACAUCUAAGAACGAAAAAGAUAACAAACGGAAAGAAACUUCUUCUACGUCAAUAGGGAAGUCGGUCAAAAUGAAAGCGGUGCCUCGGGAACCCGAAGACUAUUUCGCGUAUGUGGAUGAUGAAGAUGCCUCAAGCGCGGGAUCUUCGGUUACCAUCGAGGAUUUUGACGAAAAUGUAGAUGACAUCAUACCAGACUUCAUGAACCCGGAUUUCCAUGCAUUAACCAAAAGAAAUCUCAGUCAACUUCAAAGCAUGGUGAUGAAUGCAGCACUUCACAAAAACUCGGCCAUCAAGUCUUACAUGAAAGAAAUGGACGCCUACUCAAAAGAGGGCCAAGAUGGCGGCCUUAUUGUCUUGUUUGACAAACACGCCUUGGAAAAUGCUGUUAAGAAUCCCGGUGUGGACCUUCAGGACGGGGGCCAGCUGCUGAUGGAAUUGAUCAAUGUUGUAAAGUACAUGAUCAUUGUUAUGGUGAAGUGAUGGAUGACUGGUGUUCCAAUGGUUUGAGGAAUCCAUACACAGUGUUUUACAAAUGGAAAGUGGCAUGGAAUCAACAUGGUGGACGAAAAGCUGUUUGCAUGCCUGGAGACCCAUGUGCCAAACGGACAUGUAUUUGCGAUCAAGUAGCAGCAGAGUGUUUUGG
This is a messenger RNA of Notodromas monacha, 826 nucleotides long. The record is from the annotation of a GenBank genome assembly. NCBI's taxonomy places the organism in Eukaryota, Metazoa, Arthropoda, Ostracoda, Podocopida, Cyprididae.